Messenger RNA from Paramormyrops kingsleyae, 1149 nucleotides. NCBI's taxonomy places the organism in Eukaryota, Metazoa, Chordata, Actinopteri, Osteoglossiformes, Mormyridae. The record is from RefSeq and is a predicted model, not a curated record.
GUGGCGUCGGGUGACGGUCCUUAUAAGCGCGAGCCGAAGGGGCGCGAGGAGAGAGAAGUAAGUGGAAGUUUUUUGCGGGGUUAAAAAUGCCGCUCGAAAUCUACCUGGAUCUGAUCUCCCAGCCAUGCCGCUCUGUCUAUAUUUUCGCGAAGAAGAACAACAUCACGUUUGAAUUUAAGAAGAUCCUGCUGUUUAAAGGGGAACAAUACAGUGAAGAAUUCGGGAAGUUUAAUUUUUUCAGGAAGCCACUAGGUGCAGGUGUGAACGUGUUCGAGGUCAGGCCGAAACUGAGUGCCUGGAAGGACCGAGUUCGGGCAGAGAUCGGGCCAGCUCUGUUUGACGAAGCCCACCAGAUGAUCUUUAACGCAGAGGAGAUGUCAAAGACCAUCGACCCCAGUGCGAAGGAAAUAUUCAAGCCCAAGAUCAAAAAGAUGUUCCUUUGAGUCCAUUGCUAGGUUCUUGUACAGUCUGCUGUAUACUGCUUUAUCUCUCACAACCAAAUACCAUUUGUGUUUAUGCAUUAACCUGCAAUGGUGCCAAAAUUUGAUUUGAUUACCCCUAUACUGUCUUAUAUAUUAUUUACUCCAUAAAUACUUUUUCUGUAUUUGGCAUUAUAAGAGAUCAGACGGACAUAAAACCCCUGUUUUUUGGUCAUAAGGCUUUGAAGGGAUAGCAAGGUUAGGUUAAGAGAUGCCAUUUUGGGUGGUAAUUUCAAGGGCAUGGAGUAUAACUGCAGUUUUGACUUUCAUCCUAAAAAUCUAUUUGUCAUCUUGCUUUUGUUUAAAAUGAUCAACCAUCAGGUAGUUUGUAUUUGCAUGUAGUCCUUUGGCAUUUAGUUACAUGGGAGUUUGUCAUUUUAAAAGAUCAUCUUUAAUGGGGAAAUACAUGUAAGUCACAGCAUUCACACCAAGAUUUCAUGGAAUUUUUCUGGCCGAAAGAAGGGGUCAGAGCAGAUUAAAUUUCACCCAGAUAUUUCCUGUGUUCACAAUGCUUUAAGUACUGUGAUAUGUGCAACUUUUCCACUUAAUGAAGGAAAAAGAAUUUGCAGCUGUUGAAUAAUAGUAACAUAAUUGCUUUUAUGAAGCCAUUCUGUAUUUUUUUCUGAUACUAUGUAAUUUCUAAUAAACAAGCGGCAUUUCUUAACAGGUA